UUAAAAGUCAAAUACAGAUAUUCUGUGGAUUUUCCUGGGAAAUAAUCAUAAUGAGAUACAGUAAAUAAGUAAAUAAGUCUAUGCAAAUAAUUUACUCUGGUCUCUGUGAUAACAAAUAACAAUAGUUAAAAAUGAAAUAGUACACGUACAUUUCUACCAAAUUUCACACGAAACGAGAAUUUAUUUUUAACAAAAUGAAAACCAGAUUUAAUACAUUCGACAUCCUUUGCGUAGUUGGAGAGCUCCAACAAUACGUUGGGAUGCGAGUGAAUAAUGUAUACGAUAUUGAUAAUAAAACAUUUUUGAUCAAAUUGCAAAGAACAGAAGAAAAAGCUGUAAUACUUCUGGAGUCUGGUAUUAGAAUUCAUUCAACAGCUUUCGAAUGGCCUAAAAAUAUGGCCCCCUCAGGAUUCAGCAUGAAGAUGAGGAAACAUAUACGAAAUAAACGACUUGAAAGUUUAACUCAACUUGGAGUAGACAGAAUAAUUGAUUUACAAUUUGGUAGUGGUGAAGCUGCCUAUCAUGUGAUAUUAGAACUUUAUGAUAGAGGAAAUUUGAUAUUAACUGAUCAUGAGUUGAAAAUUUUAUAUAUUCUGAGACCUCAUACUGAAGGUGAAAGUGUAAGAUUUUUUGUUAAAGAGAUUUAUCCUCAAAAUAGAGGAAGAGAAUCUAAAUUAAUAACCAGAGAGGAUUUAACAAGUAUUUUAGAGGGGAGUAAACCUGGUGAUCAACUCAAAAAAGCUUUAGUUUCUAAGUUGGAGUAUGGACCUGCACUAAUUGAACAUGUUCUUAUUGGAAAAGGUUUUAAUAAUAAUUGUAAAAUUGGAAAAACCUUCAAUAUAACUACAGAUUUUGAGCAAUUGUUUGAAGCAUUAAUUGAAGCAGAUGAUAUUUUCAGAAAAGCAAAAGAAGUUAAAAGCAAGGGAUACAUUAUUCAAAAGAAAGAGGAUAAAGUUUCAACAAAAGGAGAUACUCAAGCCGAAUAUUUUUUAUCCAAUCAAGAGUUUCAUCCUGUUUUGUUUAGACAGCAUGAGAACUCGCCUUAUAAAGAAUUUGACUGUUUCAACAAUGCCAUCGAUGAGUUUUUCUCAUCUAUGGAGAGUCAGAAAAUCGAAUUGAAAGCUUUGCACCAAGAGAAGGAAGCACUGAAAAAACUUGAGAAUGUCAAGAAAGAUCACCAACAAAGAUUAGUAGCCUUAGAAAAAACCCAGGAAAUUGAUAAACAAAAAGCUGAACUAAUUACUAGAAAUCAAGAAAUUGUUGAAAAAGCCAUAUUGGCUGUUCAAAGUGCUUUAGCUAAUCAGCUUCCAUGGGAUGCAAUAAAUGAUUUGGUUAAAGAGGCAGCUUCUCAGGGGGAUCCAAUUGCACAAACAAUAAAAGAACUAAAACUCCAAACAAACCAUAUAACAUUGUAUCUAACAGAUCCUUAUGAUUCUGAAGAAGCAAGUAAUGAGAGUGAUGAAGAAGCGGAAAAUAAUAAAAUCAAAUCUAUGGCUGUCGAUGUUGAUUUGGCAUUAUCAGCUUUUGCAAAUGCCACAAGAUAUUACAAUCAGAAAAGGCAUGCAGCUAAAAAACAAGAGAAAACUAUCAAAUCGCAGACGGUUGCCUUAAAAUCUGCAGAAAAGAAGACAAAACAGACCCUGAAAGAGGUUGAAACUAUAACCAAUAUCCAGAAGGCAAGAAAAGUCUACUGGUUUGAAAAAUUCUUUUGGUUUAUAAGUUCAGAAAAUUAUCUUGUCAUUGCUGGAAGGGACCAGCAACAAAAUGAACUAUUAGUUAAAAGAUACUUGAAACCUACCGAUUUAUAUGUGCAUGCAGAUGUACAUGGUGCUAGCAGUGUAGUUAUAAAAAAUCCAACUAGUCAGCCUGUACCACCUAAGACUUUAAAUGAGGCUGGCACAAUGGCAAUAUGUUAUAGUGUUGCCUGGGAGGCUAAAGUUGUUACCAAUGCUUAUUGGGUAUGGGGUGAUCAAGUCAGCAAGACAGCCCCUACAGGAGAAUAUUUAACUACUGGCAGUUUCAUGGUUAGGGGAAAAAAAAAUUUUCUUCCUCCGUCUCAUUUGAUUUUGGGACUCAGUUUCUUGUUUAGACUAGAAGAUAGCUUUGUAGAAAAGCAUUUAGGCGAAAGGAAAGUUUUGACUGAAGGGGCAGAAUAUGAUAUGCCUGAUCAAAAUAUGGAACAUAAGGAUGAUGUUGAAAUCGACAUUCCUGAUGAAGACGAUGCAGAGGAUGAUAAAGAAAAAGACGAAGAGAGUGCAGAGAUAAACGUUGAAAAAUUGGAGACUCUAAAAGAGGAAGUGAAUGAAGCAGAUUCAUCUGACUCUGAGGAGAAUGAUAUAAAAUAUCCUGAUACACAUCUAAGGAUUGAGCAUAAAACAGAUACAGCAAUGAAUAUAAUUCCACAAUCAACCACUCCAAAAGAAGAUGACACAUUGAAAUUAUUAGCUAACAUGAAACCUUUUGCUGCUGCCAAAAAUCGAGGAAAUAAUAAGCAAAAAAAUAAACAAGCUACAGAGAAUAAUAAUCAUAAAAACAAUGAAGAAAAUAAUGCCAAUAAACAACAGAUGAAAAGAGGCCAAAGAAGUAAAUUGAAGAAAAUAAAGGAAAAAUAUAAAGAUCAAGACGAUGAAGAAAGACAAUUACGUAUGGAAAUUUUACAAUCUUCAGGUGCUAAUAAAGAAAAUAAAAAGAAUAAGAAAAGUAAAGAUACAAAUCAAAAUGCAACGAAAAAAGUUCAACCACACUUUUCAAGAGCACCAAAAGUAAAUAAUAAGGAAGAUGAUGGUGGUGAUGAAGAAGAGGUUCUUGUACAAGUGGAUGUGGAUAUGAUAAAUGCUUUAACCGGAAUUCCAUCUACUGAAGAUGAACUUCUGUUUGCUGUUCCUGUUGUUGCCCCUUACAGCACGUUAACUAAUUACAAGUUCAAAGUUAAAAUCACACCUGGUACAGGUAAAAAAGGAAAGGCAGCUAAAACUGCUGUUGCUAUUUUUAUGAAAGAUAGAGCCAUUACUCAACGAGAAAAAGAUUUAUUAAAAGCUGUUAAAGAUGAUCAGCUUGCCAGAAACUUCCCUGGAAAAGUGAAAUUGUCGGCCCCCAAACUUCAAGCUUUGAAGAAAUAGCUUUAUUUCUUUUUUAUUAUUUUUUGUAAAAAAAAUGUUGAACAUAAUUUAUGUAUUUA
Harmonia axyridis is the source of this 3178-nucleotide messenger RNA. It is a transcript of the gene Clbn, whose product is annotated as nuclear export mediator factor NEMF homolog. Gene Ontology annotation, molecular function: tRNA binding; ribosomal large subunit binding. Lineage: Eukaryota; Metazoa; Arthropoda; Insecta; Coleoptera; Coccinellidae. Bases 195 to 3119 code for a protein of 974 amino acids. The record is from RefSeq and is a predicted model, not a curated record. The transcript is spliced from 15 exons. Gene Ontology annotation, cellular component: RQC complex. Gene Ontology annotation, biological process: ribosome-associated ubiquitin-dependent protein catabolic process; rescue of stalled cytosolic ribosome.